CCCGCCCGAGCCCCGAAUUGCAGUGGCCGAGCGGCGGGGACGCUGCGGCGGUGGCGACAUGUCCAUUGUCUCGGAGGAUGACACAUGUGGCAGUUCGAACUCCACCUACCAGGCCUUGGGCAGCCCGCAGCCUACUGACCAGGAGGCCCUGCUGGGGAAGCUGCUGGACCGCCCGGCCCCUGGCCUGCACCGACCCGAGGACCGCUUCAAUGGCACGUACAUCAUCUUCUUCAGCCUGGGCAUCGGGAGCCUCCUGCCGUGGAAUUUCUUUGUCACUGCCAAGGAGUACUGGAGCUUCAAACUCCGCAAUUGCUCCGGCACGGCCCUGGGGAAGGACUCUGAGGAUGCAGACAUCCUGAACUACUUUGAGAGCUACCUGGCUGUGGCCUCCACCGUUCCGUCGUUGCUGUGUCUUGUGGCCAACUUCCUGCUUGUCAACAGGGUCAGGGUCCAUGUCCGCGUCCUGUCCUCGCUGACCGUCACACUGGCCAUCUUCGUGGUGAUGAUCGCUCUGGUGAAGGUGGACACUUCCUCCUGGACCCGAGGUUUCUUUACCGUCACCGUCAUCUGCAUGGCGCUCGUCAGCGGCUCGUCCACCAUCUUCAACAGCAGUGUCUAUGGCCUGACAGGUUCCUUCCCCAUCCGGAACGCGCAGGCCCUGAUAUCAGGAGGAGCCAUGGGUGGGACAGUAAGUGCGGUGGCUUCCCUGGUGGACCUGGCAGCGUCCAGUGACGUGCGGGACAGUGCCCUGGCUUUCUUCCUCACAGCAGCUGUCUUCCUUGGGCUGUGUGGGGUGCUCUACCUGCUGCUGCCCCGGCUGGAGUAUGCCAGGUGCUACAUGAGGCCGGUUGGCCCAGCCCGCGCGUUCUCUGCUGAAGAUCACCCACCCCAACACGCCCCCGCCGUGCCCUGGGGAGCCUCUGGAUCCAGGACUCCGCCCCUCAGGCCCAUCCUGAGGAAGACCACCAACCUGGGCUUCUGCAUCCUCUUCCUCUUCCUCAUCACUGCCCUCAUUUUCCCCGCCAUCUCCACCAACAUUGAGUCCUUGCACAAGGGCUCCGGCUCCCCGUGGACCACCAAGCUCUUCGUGCCCCUCACCGUCUUCCUCCUGUUCAACUUUGCAGACCUCUGCGGCCGGCAGGUCACGGCCUGGGUUCAGGUGCCGGGCCCCAACAGCAGGGCGCUCCCCGGGCUGGUGCUGCUGCGCGCCGGCCUCGUGCCCCUCUUCCUGCUCUGUAACUACCAGCCCCGCUCUCGCCUCUCCACGGUGCUCUUCCAGUCCGACGUCUACCCCGUACUCUUCACCUGCCUGCUGGGCUUCAGCAGCGGGUACCUCGGCACGCUGGCACUCAUCUAUGGGCCCAAGAUUGUGCCCCGGGAGCUGGCCGAGGCCACCGGCAUGGUGAUGUCCUUCUACAUGUACACGGGCUUGAUGCUGGGCUCGGCCGGCGCGGCCCUCCUGGAGCACCUCAUCUAGAAGAGGCAGCAAAGGGGGCGAGUGGGGGGUGCGCGGGGUAGGCCGGGGGCCCCAGGGGCUCGCAUUGGACUUGUCCCAGACAGCAAAGCCCACCUGGGCCUCCUCUGUCCCAGAGCUCUGCGGACCCCUGCACAAGGGGACACGGGCCAGACACAGCUGGGUGUGGCGGCUCACACCCGUGAUCCCAGAACUUGAAGGGCUAAGGCAAUAUAACUGCUGUGAGUUUGGGGCCAGUCUGAGCUACAGAGUGAGUUCUGUCUCAAAACAAAAUAACACACACACACACACACACGCACAUUCAUACACACAUGCCACACACACACACUUGCAGAAGAAAAAAAAAAGUCAUCAUUGGCUACAUCAGGGCCAGCAUGGACACACAAGAGCCUGUUACGUAAAGCAAUCAAACAAAGCCGCGGUUACAACGAAGGGGUGUUGCUCGUGUCUACUCUGGUUGAGGCGGGGCCAGGACCAGCCCCACUCCUUCUAGCUACAGCAAGAGGGGAGCGAAUUCUCAGCCCUCCCACCUUUGAAAGGGAUGCCUGGAUUUUUGGUGCCCACUGCAAUGGUCAGUUCUCAAGCCCAGGACCUCUGGGGUCAGGAUACCCAUCAACCAGACUGGGAAGGCCAGUAAGUCAGGUUUCCUGACUCUUCCUGCUGGAGGCCUGGGCAGCCAAGGCCUCGCUGGACCAAAGACCAAGCAUCACAGGUGUCCAGACAGAGAUCAUGUGGCCUGGGGGCCCACAUCUGAUCAGGGUGGGGCGGCCUUUCAACAUUCAUGUUUACAACCCGUUGGUGCCCUUAGGUUUGAGGGCACAAUAAAUACUUCGGUUCUCAA
Messenger RNA from Jaculus jaculus (lesser Egyptian jerboa), 2315 nucleotides. It is a transcript of the gene Slc29a3, whose product is annotated as solute carrier family 29 member 3. Gene Ontology annotation, molecular function: nucleoside transmembrane transporter activity. NCBI's taxonomy places the organism in Eukaryota, Metazoa, Chordata, Mammalia, Rodentia, Dipodidae. The coding region runs from base 59 to 1477 and encodes 472 amino acids. Gene Ontology annotation, cellular component: Golgi apparatus; plasma membrane. The record is from RefSeq and is a predicted model, not a curated record. Gene Ontology annotation, biological process: nucleoside transmembrane transport. The transcript is spliced from 6 exons.